AUGAUCAGUUUUUUAAAGAAACAAACAAAUAGUAUUAAGAAAGGAGGUGUAAAGCCUGGAUCAAAGAAGAAGCAACCACAGGGAACAGCUAGAUAUACACUUAGAAAGAGUUGGAAGAGCGCUCUGAUGGGUGGCACAAUGAUCAAAGACAGUGUCAAGUGUCCACCAGGAGAGGACGAGAAUGAUUGGAUCGCCAUCCACACCAUCGAAAUAUACAACACAAUGAAUCAUUGCUAUUCCCUAGUUCAGGACUUCUGCACAGAGGAGGCAUGUCCCAAGAUGACUGGUCCAAAAGCGACAUUCUUAUGGAAGAGUGAUGAGAAGGACAAGCCACAUGACCUCCCAGCCAAAAAGUACAUUGAUAACUUGACCAAUUGGGUGGCGGACCAGAUUGACAAUCCAGAUAUCUUCCCACAGGAUGAUACAUCACCAUAUAGCAAGAGCUUUAGACCAACGAUAAAGAAGAUAUUGAGUAGGAUACUAAGAGUAUACUCACAUAUCUAUCAUCAACAUUGGAGUCAUGUCAAGUCUGUCGAUGCAGACAAGCAUAUCAACACAUCUUUAAAGCACUUCCAUUGCUUCGUUGUCGAGUUUAAGCUGGUGGAUGAUAUGGAUCUUAGCCUGAUGAAGGAGGUGUUUGAGCAACUC
Molecule: messenger RNA, 648 nt
Organism: Acytostelium subglobosum LB1
Lineage: Eukaryota; Evosea; Eumycetozoa; Acytosteliales; Acytosteliaceae
Exons: 4
Biological process (GO): signal transduction; positive regulation of protein phosphorylation
Cellular component (GO): cytoplasm; nucleus
Molecular function (GO): protein kinase activator activity
Source: RefSeq, a predicted model, not a curated record